Myodes glareolus (Bank vole) is the source of this 1935-nucleotide messenger RNA. RefSeq names its product CDP-diacylglycerol--inositol 3-phosphatidyltransferase (gene Cdipt). Gene Ontology annotation, cellular component: Golgi apparatus; membrane. NCBI's taxonomy places the organism in Eukaryota, Metazoa, Chordata, Mammalia, Rodentia, Cricetidae. Gene Ontology annotation, molecular function: CDP-diacylglycerol-inositol 3-phosphatidyltransferase activity. Gene Ontology annotation, biological process: phosphatidylinositol biosynthetic process. The record is from RefSeq and is a predicted model, not a curated record.
GCCGAAGCCAAAGGACGCCGGCAGGAAAAGGAAGCAGACCGGCCUUAAAGGGGCCCAGCUACUAUUUAUUUAAUUAAUUUAUUUAUAUUUAAAAGCCGCUCUCUCCUUCCUCCGAUGCUCUUAACGUCCCCGACAGAAGAGUAAGCUUAGUUGCGCAGCCUGCAGCAGGGCCAGCUGCUGGAGACCGCAGCUCCUGCCCAUCGGAAGACCAGGUGUGCGGGAACUGCGCCCAGGGGUGUCCCGCGCCCUGGCACCCUGCGGGCUCUAACAGCUGGGAUCGCGCGGGGAAACUGGGCCCAGGGCUCAGGUGGAGCGGCUGAUGUCCCUGGCUGAAAGGUGAGGCCGCGCUGGUGAGACUGGGACAAGUCCUUGCACCUCCAGAGCUGGACCAGGGCGACAAGGGGAGCCGCCAAGAUGCCAGAGGAAAAUAUCUUCCUGUUCGUGCCUAACCUCAUCGGUUAUGCCAGGAUUGUCUUCGCCAUCAUUUCCUUCUACUUCAUGCCCUGCUGCCCCCUCACGGCUUCCUCCUUCUAUCUGCUCAGUGGACUUCUGGACGCCUUCGAUGGACACGCAGCUCGAACCCUUAAUCAAGGGACCCGGUUCGGGGCCAUGCUUGACAUGCUGACGGAUCGUUGUUCCACCAUGUGUCUCUUGGUCAACCUGGCCCUGUUAUACCCCCGGGCCACUCUUCUCUUCCAGCUCAGCAUGAGCCUAGACAUGGCCAGCCACUGGCUGCAUCUGCACAGUUCUGUGGUAAGAGGCAGUGAGAGCCACAAGAUGAUCGACCUCUCUGGGAACCCUGUGCUUCGCAUCUACUAUACUUCUAGGCCUGCUCUGUUCACGCUGUGUGCUGGAAAUGAACUCUUCUACUGCCUCCUGUACCUGUUCAAUUUCUCCGAGGGACCGCUAGUUGGCUCCGUGGGGCUCUUCCGAAUGGGCCUCUGGAUCACGGCUCCCAUCGCCCUGCUCAAGUCCGUCAUUAGUGUCAUCCACCUCGUCACAGCUGCGCGAAACAUGGCUGCUCUGGAUGCGGCAGACCGUGCCAGGAAGAAAUGAUCCAUGCUGGCUCCCUGCUGCCCGCCUGCCCUGGGCAUCAGCUGUGCCACACAGCUCCUCUCCUCCUCCUAAGAGGUCCUAGUGUCAUGUCUUUCUCGUGUGUUCCCUAACCUCCUGGGAUGGGGGUCAGCCUCUUGGGUGUUGUCACUGUCUUUAAUCCUGGGGACCAGACCCAUGCCUGUGACCCCGAGGACCCAGCACUGCAAAGCAGGAAGAGUGCUUAGGAGGCCUCGCCCAUCCCACUGGCGCUCCAGGAGGCCUGUCUGAGGAUUGGAUAUUGCCUCAUAUCCCGCUGGCUCAGCCCUAGGGUCCAGCCUGACCUGAGGUUUUGGGGACAUAUGAGGGAGAGAGACAUAUGGGUCCCAGGUUUCCCAAAAGGCAGAAGAAUCAGUCUGAUGCCAUUGGGCCAAGGAAGCCUGGGGUACCAGGCCGUGGAGGGAAGGGGCCAGGGGCCAGCUAGAUCCUUCCCUGAGGCAGACUCCUCUAUCCUGUCCUCUUGCUUUGGAAGCCUCCAUAAUAAAGGGGGGACCUUCACACUUUUUGGACUUGUUUACUUUGAGACAUUCUUAGAUGAGGGCCUAGGGUUAAAGGAACUGGGUAUAAAAGAUCCUUCUGGACGCUUUUCCCAAAGAAGGUGGCUGGCUCCUCCCUGUCAUUCCAGUGACCUUAGAGAAGCCCUGCCGGCUCUUCAGGUUCAUAACAAUGUCUCUGCCCACUUGCUCUAUGUCCCUGGCUGGCCACUUUCAUUGUAACCUUGGUAUUUUCUACCCUCACAAGAAUGUAAACUUCCUGAGAGUAGACACGUCUUUCUUGUCUCUGCCUAGAGUGAAAACUAGCCUGGCAUAUGGUGGCUGCUUAAUAAAUACUCAUGGAAAGAUG